Messenger RNA from Spirodela intermedia, 658 nucleotides. The record is from the annotation of a GenBank genome assembly. NCBI's taxonomy places the organism in Eukaryota, Viridiplantae, Streptophyta, Magnoliopsida, Alismatales, Araceae.
AUGGAGGUCCGACGGCUCCGUCCCGUGUGGGGCAAGGAUACCGUUUGCACGUACCGAAACGUCACUUUCUUCACAGGACGAGCGGAGGUGGUUGGAGACGACCACAGCCCCACAUCCCUGCCUGCUCACAAGGGAACUUGCGAUGUGAGAGCCACGGCGACGGGAAGAAGAAGAAGAAGAAGAAGUAGAAGAAGAAGAAGAAGAAGAAGAAGAAGAAGAAGAAGAUGAAGAAGAAGAGGAAGAAGAAGAAGAAGAAGAAGAGGAAGAAGGAGAAGAAGAAGGAGAGGAAGAAGGAGAAGAAGAAGGAGAGGAAGAAGGAGAAGAAGAAGAAGAAGAGGAAGAGGAAGUGGAAGAAGAAGAAGAAGAAGAAGAAGAGGAAGAGGAAGAGGAAGAGGAAGAGGAAGAGGAAGUGGAAGAAGAAGAAGAAGGAGAAGAGGAAGAGGAGGAAAGGAGUGACCGCCCUCCGCCCGCACGGCGGCAAGGGGACGACCCCUGCUGUUGCUGUCCAGGAGAUAAGGGAAAGCUUGUUUUACUUCUCCCACGUCGGCCGUUUACUUGCCGCCGGAGGGGGCGGGGAUGUGGACCCGUGCCGUGGGGAUCAGCUUAUCCACUUGCCGGAAUAUGUGAGGCGUACCGACGAUACCUGGUUAAGGGUUGA